GCAACCUCUUUGGCACUUACAAGUUCAACCACGCAGGGAAAAACACAUUAUGCGCGCUAAUUAAACUCUUUUUUUUUCUACAUCCAUGUGGCGUCUAGAACCACCCACGGUGGUUCUUUGCAACUUUUUGUCCACUCAUCCGAAUCGGCCAAUCAUGCUCUCUGCUCGAACCGUUUCGCCGCAGAAACUAGCACGAGAAAACAUGGGAAGAGUCAUUUACAAACCUCGUAGUCUAUCUUCUAUCCCCGGAAUUUUUUUAACCUUUCUCUUUUUAAAACUCUCCAUCAUAACCAUUAUUUUACAACUACGGGCCUUGGCUUUAACUACCCCAGAGUUUUUGAAGCACCGUUGUUAUUUCUUCGUCUCUGAUCUGAUCCUCCCGGAGCGGCCCCACUAUUCCGUCUCCGGUCCCCGGAACACGGCUCUUUCGCAUCUGCUGAUUCUCUGUUUCAGCCUGUGACUUCUCCUCUUCACAACACAACAACUUCCAGAGGGAAUAUUCAUCCAAAAUGCUUCCCUCUAUCCCAGUUCUAGCCGAGUAUGGUAUCUCGCCAACUCACGGCUUCCUCCCGGAUACUCUUCCCUUAACCCGUCUCCCGGAUCCUUACUACAACAAAUGGGAAGCCAUCGCCGCAAACCUCCAGGCUCUUAUUCUCAGCCGCAGACUUCGCGGUGUUAUCGACAGAUUACCCGUUCUGUCGACAAUCGGUCUUGAGCAUGACGCUGAGUGGCGACGUGCCUAUUCGCUGCUAGGCUUCAUGGCCCAUGGAUAUAUCUGGGGUGGUGAUUCACCGUCAGAUAGACUUCCUGCAUCUAUCUCUGUUCCUCUGUUGGAGAUCUCGGAGCAUCUGGAGGUACCGCCUGUUGCGACGUAUGCUGCUGUUUGUCUCUGGAACUUUAAACCCCUCUUUGUUGACGAGGAUAUCGAUAACCUUGAGAAUCUCGCCACUCUAAACACAUAUACUGGAGCUCUUGAUGAGUCGUGGUUUUAUCUUGUUUCAGUCGCUAUCGAGGCUCGUGGCGCGCCGAUUAUUCCUUUAAUGCUGACGGCUAUUGCUGCUGCUCGCCAUGGAGACAGUGCUGCUGUUACGCGCUGUCUGCGCACUUUCGCAGAGCGCCUCACAGACUUGACGAAUAUUCUUCAGAGGAUGCACGAGAGUUGCGAUCCCACCAUCUUUUAUCACCGAAUCAGACCUUUCCUUGCUGGAAGCAAGAACAUGGCAGAGGCUGGCCUCCCCAAUGGUGUCAUUUACGAAGAUGGUUCCGGCACUGAGGAAUACCGACAAUACAGCGGUGGCAGCAACGCUCAGAGCAGUUUGAUUCAAUUCUUCGAUAUCAUUCUUGGAAUCGAGCACCGUCCAACAGGCGAGUCUCGCGAUCCUUCUUCAGACACCGAUCGAGGCCGUGCUGCGAACCGACACAACUUCAUCAUGGAGAUGAGACGCUACAUGCCCGGUCCUCACGCCCGCUUCCUCAACGACGUAUCCAACGUCGCCAACAUUCGCGAGUACGUCGAAUCCCACCACUCAGACAAACAACUCUGCCUCGCCUACGACGCCUGUCUCGCCAUGCUAAGCGCCUUCCGCGACAAGCACAUCGCCAUCGUGACACGCUACAUCAUCAACCCGUCCAAGCAAGUCCGCGCGCGCAGCCGCUCCCGCAGUCCCGAAGUGACCCGCAACAAGCUCAACCUCGCGGUCGCAUCGCGCAAGAACAGGGAGAAUCAGAAGGGCACGGGCGGCACGGCUCUUAUUCCGUUCUUGAAGCAGGCGAGGGAUGAGACGGGUGAGCCGGCGGUUGAGGAGUGGACGAGGCGGUUUAUGAAGAGGAAGAUGCAGACGGAGGGGCGGAAUGAUUUCUUCCUGGGGAAGACGUUGCAGGAUGAUGUUAGUCUGACGGAGGAUGUGGAGAUUAAAGGCCUCGCUGGGUCGUGGACUAUGGAUGAUGAGAUUGGCGGUAUUUGCCAGUAUUAGAGGAGGAUUUUAUACCAACGAAAAUGAUGAUUGAUGGGUAAAUUACAUGGCUUGGGUAAGGGAGUAAUUGGAUAAUUUAUGGUAAAUGCAUAUGAUCAACUCAUUGCAAGCGUUGGAAAUAGAUGAACAAUACUACAGUGAACUGCAAUCGCUUUUUUGUUCGUAAGCUGAAAUACGCUCGUAUUCUUGAGCACUUUCAAAACAGAGGGUAAUUUUUCUCCAA
This is a messenger RNA of Fusarium verticillioides 7600, 2196 nucleotides long. RefSeq names its product indoleamine 2,3-dioxygenase. Bases 510 to 1973 code for a protein of 487 amino acids. Gene Ontology annotation, molecular function: indoleamine 2,3-dioxygenase activity; heme binding; metal ion binding. Gene Ontology annotation, cellular component: cytoplasm. The transcript has a single exon. Gene Ontology annotation, biological process: 'de novo' NAD+ biosynthetic process from L-tryptophan. The record is from RefSeq and is a predicted model, not a curated record. NCBI's taxonomy places the organism in Eukaryota, Fungi, Ascomycota, Sordariomycetes, Hypocreales, Nectriaceae.